Messenger RNA from Populus nigra (black poplar), 894 nucleotides. RefSeq lists its product as uncharacterized. The record is from RefSeq and is a predicted model, not a curated record. Lineage: Eukaryota; Viridiplantae; Streptophyta; Magnoliopsida; Malpighiales; Salicaceae. Bases 232 to 762 code for a protein of 176 amino acids. The transcript has 4 exons.
GAUUAGGCAGAUUGGUCAUUCAGCUCAAUUUAGUAUUUGUUUUUGUUGUGAAGUAAGCAAGAUGGUUUCACAGCUUUAAAGCCAGCUUUUGUUUCUAACCACCUACAAUAAGAGAAAGAAAGCAAUCAUACCAAAGAGAAAGAAGAGCAAAGAAACAAGAGAGACACAAGGUAAGGAAGCAGCAGCAACAGCAGCAGCAUUACAAGAAAGAAGAGAAACAAAGAGGGUAAAAUGACGACACAAAAACCAAUAUUGGAGCAACAACAAUCACAGAUGCAGAUCAGAAUGAUGAAGAACUCAGGUAUUAUCAGUAAUAUCAGUGAAAGCCCACUAUCAAGGGAUGAUAAGGAUGAUGAGAUGUCAAGAUCAGCAGUGGCUAUGUUUAGGGCGAAAGAAGAAGAGAUUGAGAAGAAGAAGAUAGAAGUCAGAGACAAGGUUCAUGCUCACUUAGGACGUGCGGAAGAAGCAACUAAACGAUUAGCAGAAAUUCGUGAAGAGCUUGAAGCCCUGACAGAUCCAAUGAGGAAGGAAGUUUCGAUGGUACGUAAGAGGAUUGACACAGUCAACAGGGAGCUGAAGCCUCUAGGACUGAGUUGCCAGAAGAAGGAAAGAGAAUACAAAGAAGCCCUGGAAGCCUUUAAUGAAAAGAACAAAGAAAAAGCUCAGCUGGUUUCCAAGUUAGUGGAGCUGGCGAGUGAAAGUGAGAAACUGAGGAUGAAGAAACUGGAGGAACUGAGCAAAAAUAUUGAAACUUUAAGCUGAGGUUUUGCAAAUAGCAAUAGCCAGCCAUUGUUGUGCUAAUUUGUUGAAACUAGAAUCGUGUCCUUGGAGUUUGGUGUACAUCUCGUUAUUUCUAUGAUUUUUAUUUUCGAAUUUCAGUGGUUUUUUCAUGAA